This is a messenger RNA of Eublepharis macularius, 1737 nucleotides long. It is a transcript of the gene GPR162, whose product is annotated as G protein-coupled receptor 162. Lineage: Eukaryota; Metazoa; Chordata; Lepidosauria; Squamata; Eublepharidae. Gene Ontology annotation, cellular component: membrane. Gene Ontology annotation, biological process: G protein-coupled receptor signaling pathway. The record is from RefSeq and is a predicted model, not a curated record. The transcript has 4 exons. Bases 1 to 1737 code for a protein of 578 amino acids. Gene Ontology annotation, molecular function: G protein-coupled receptor activity.
AUGAAUCACAUGGGCGGCAGCAUGGGGGACCUCUCGAAGGCCACCUUGCACAACAACUCCCUCUGGUGGCUGGCUUGCGGCCUCCUGGCCCUGCUGGCCAACUCCUGGAUCAUCCUGAGCAUCACUGCCAAGCAGCAGAAGCACAAGCCCCUGGAGCUGCUGCUGUGCUUCCUGGCGGGGACGCACAUCCUCAUGGCCACCGUCCCGCUCACCACCUACGCGGUCGUGCAGCUGCGCAGCGAAUCCCCGGACUACGACUGGAACGAGAGCAUCUGCAAGGUCUUUGUCUCCACCUACUACACCCUGGCCUUGGCCACCUGCUUCACAGUGGCCUCGCUAUCCUACCAUCGGAUGUGGAUGGUCCGGUGGCCGGUCAAUUAUCGCCUCAGCAACGCCAAGAAGCAGGCGCUACACGCUGUAAUGGGCAUCUGGAUGGUCUCGUUCAUCCUCUCCACGCUGCCAUCCAUCGGCUGGCACAACAACGGCCAACAGCGUUACUACGCCAGCGGCUGCCAGUUCAUUGUCAGCAAGAUCGGGCUGGGCUUUGGCGUCUGUUUCAGUCUGCUGCUUCUUGGGGGCAUCAUCAUGGGCCUGGUGUGCGUGGGCAUCACUUUCUACCAGACCUUGUGGGUGCACCGGAGGAAUCGGUGCCAUCACCAGCGGGCGGACGAGGCUUCCUCCUCUUGCCCUGCUGCGGCUCACAACACCUUCAAUGUGCCAGCCAUUGUGGUGGAAGACGUCAGAGGGAAGCGGCGGUCAUCCCUGGAUGGGUCUGAAUCGGCCAAGACUUCCAUGCAGAUGACUAACCUUAUCAGCGCCAUCGUCUUCUUGUACGACACGCUGACUGGGGUACCUAUUUUGGUGGUGAGUUUCUUCAGCUUGUGCAACGACAGUGCUCACACCUGGAUGGUGCUGGCUGUGCUCUGGUGCUCCAUGGUGCAGACGCUGCUUCUCCCGUCCUUCAUCUGGUCCUGUGAGCGCUACCGGGCAGACGUCCGUACGGUGUGGGAACAAUGUGUGGCAAUAAUGUCAGAGGAAGACGGGGACGAGGAUGGCACCGGUGACGAUUAUGGUGAUGGGAGGAUCUGCAAGGUGCGGUUUGAUGCUAACGGUGCUGCCGCUAUCAAACGAGACCCCAGAGACGCCAAGCUGUUGCCAGUGCAUCACAUGCUGUUGCCACAUGACAGGGUGCAUUAUCUGCAGGUCCCCCUCUCGCGGAGAAUGUCCCAUGACGAAACCAACAUCUUCUCCUCCCAUCGCUCCACCCUUUCCUUCCUUCACAAGUGGUCCUCAUCCGAUGACAUCCGAGCAGCCACCCCACUCAAACCUGGAGGCUCCCCUGGCUUUCUUCACCCAGAACUCCGCAACUACCAUCACCGCCGACGGCCUCCUGAAGACGAGCUCACCACACUGCGGCAGUUCUUGGAAGCUGGGCUGGCUGCCCAGGGAGCAGGCUCCAGUGCCUGCUUCUUCCGUGAUGAGAUCACCACCUUCAUUGACGAAACGCCAGCCCCCUCCCCGGUGGGCACUCCGCGCCACUCACGGCUCCCGUUCUCAGUGCAGCGGGAGAGGCAUCCGUCCUCGGGGGGUGCUGGGCCAGAAGAGGGCCCUGCCAGGGAUCGAAGGUCUUCACUGACUGGGGAGGAAAACCUUGACCUCUGCAGUGGGGAGCAGGGGCCUGGCAAAUGGACCAUGGCCACGCACGAGGCACAGAACUUGAGAGAGCUUAAUCUAUGA